Molecule: messenger RNA, 321 nt
Organism: Hibiscus syriacus
Lineage: Eukaryota; Viridiplantae; Streptophyta; Magnoliopsida; Malvales; Malvaceae
Product: 14 kDa proline-rich protein DC2.15-like
Exons: 1
Coding region: 1-321 (106 amino acids)
Source: RefSeq, a predicted model, not a curated record
AUGGCUUCCAAGGCUUCAACAACGACUGUUUUUCUUUUUUACCUCAACAUUCUUUUCUUUAGCUCUCAAGCUCUAACUUCGGUUCCCGCUCCACUUCCAAGUUUAUGCCCUGGCCUAGAAGUCUGCUUUGCAGUGCUUCCUAAGGUAAGCAGCAGAUGCUGCGCCUUCAUUGCUGGUAGUAGUCUCUUUGAUCUUGAUGCUGCAGUUUGCAUUUGUAGUACAGCUCUCAAAAUCCGGAGCAUCGGAAGCCCUACCUGUAUGGUUGGACUUAUACUCAACGGUUGUGGUAGGAAAGUGCCCCGAGGUUUCGCAUGCCAGUGA